Messenger RNA from Panthera uncia (snow leopard), 1130 nucleotides. It is a transcript of the gene TMEM243, whose product is annotated as transmembrane protein 243. The transcript is spliced from 3 exons. Lineage: Eukaryota; Metazoa; Chordata; Mammalia; Carnivora; Felidae. The coding region runs from base 509 to 910 and encodes 133 amino acids. The record is from RefSeq and is a predicted model, not a curated record.
UCACGGCACUCAACAUCAUCUGUAGUCUGGUUCUGAUCUCUUCACCACGGCUCUGGGCUGGCCAUCCUAGUGGCUCCCGUCCCUUGGCUUCUGUUCAGACUGUUCCCAGCGUGUGUGGAGUAUUGAUAAGCAUCCUUUGCCCAUUCAGUCCUUCCCAGCUUUCAGAAGACUGUAGUGUAAAAAUGGCCUGUCCUUUCAAGGAACCAUUUCUUUCUUUUAAAUAUUUACUCAUCUUUCAAAGGGAGACAGAAUAUGAGCCGGGGAGGAGCAGAGAGAGAGGGACACACAGAAUCCAGAGCAGGCUCCUGGCUCCACGCUGUCAGUACAGAGCCUCAUAUAGGUCUCGACCUCAUGAACUGUGAGAUCAUGACCUGAGCGGAAGUCGGAUGCCCAACUGAGCCUCCCAGGUGCCCCAAGAAACUUUUUCCAACUAGUUGUCCCUGUCUUCCUAAAGUACCUUUUCCACUCUGGUGGCUCAGUAUACUUUGCCUUUCUGGCAGUUGUAUGUAUGUGUCAAGCUCAGAGAGAGGCAGGACCUUGGUGUCUUAAUUCUAAGUCACCCCAGUGGCUAGCAUUGUACCUUUCUGAAAGUGGAUCCAUCACAGGGCUAAACAGUUAUUUUCUAUUUCAGGAUCGAAUCAUCAAUUUAGUUGUUGGCAGCUUAACAUCCUUAUUGAUUCUAGUAACGCUGAUCAGUGCUUUUGUUUUCCCUCAACUACCUCCAAAACCGCUGAAUAUAUUUUUUGCUGUCUGCAUCUCUUUGAGUAGUAUUACUGCCUGCAUACUUAUCUACUGGUAUCGACAAGGAGACUUAGAACCGAAAUUUAGAAAUCUAAUUUACUACAUCUUAUUUUCGAUCAUCAUGUUAUGUAUAUGUGCAAACCUGUACUUCCAUGACGUGGGGAAGUGAGGCUGCCAAGGAGAAACACUUAUCAGGUCUCUGCGAAGCUGUACACUUGGACUGUAAGAGCUGGGUGAGGUGUGCUGAAGAAUCUCCUGUGCAAGUCUGAUACAUGAUUUUCAUGUUAAUUGUAAAUCUAAAAUUCCCUCUUGCAGGGGAGACGUAUCCUAGAUUGCUUUGCUUUUUUCUUUAAGGAGCUGAUGUUGCACUGAAACAUUCCAAACCUUAA